This is a messenger RNA of Oryzias melastigma (Indian medaka), 1640 nucleotides long. RefSeq names its product adaptin ear-binding coat-associated protein 1. Lineage: Eukaryota; Metazoa; Chordata; Actinopteri; Beloniformes; Adrianichthyidae. Gene Ontology annotation, biological process: endocytosis. The coding region runs from base 79 to 873 and encodes 264 amino acids. The transcript has 8 exons. The record is from RefSeq and is a predicted model, not a curated record. Gene Ontology annotation, cellular component: clathrin vesicle coat; membrane.
CCGCCGUCUGUCGGUUUGGACGCGGUCAAAAGCGGCAGAAAUGACUCACGACCACCUAUCAAUGACAGUUGGCGCAAGAUGGCGGCCGAGGGGGAGUACGAGUCGAUCCUGUGCGUGAAACCAGAUGUCAACGUUUACCGCAUUCCGCCGCGAGCCUCCAACCGCGCGUACAGGGCAGCCGACUGGAAGCUGGACACUCCAGACUGGUCUGGCCGAAUGAGGAUCACAGCCAAGGGCAAAGUGGCGUUUAUCAAGCUGGAGGACAAAAUCUCAGGAGAGCUGUUUGCACAAGCGCCAGUGACAGAGUAUCCCGACAUUGCAGUGGAAACAGUCAGUGACUCCAGCCGCUACUUUGUUCUGAGGAUACAGGACGACAGCGGUCGCAGCGCUUUCAUCGGAGUCGGCUUUGGAGACAGAGGAGACGCCUUUGACUUCAAUGUGGCUUUGCAGGAUCAUUUCAAGUGGGUGAAACAAGAGAACGAAAUCAGUAAAAAUGCACAUCUAGGAGAUUCUGGACCCAAACUGGACUUGGGCUUUAAGGACGGGCAGACCAUCACUCUCAACAUUGGACAAGGUAAAAGGAGGGAUAAGCCCCGCCCACAGAGCUCAGGUGGACUUGGACUCCUCCCACCACCACCUGGAGGCAAGAUAGCCCCUCCUCCUCCCUCAUCAGGGACAUCUAACCACAACACAGUCCCACAGACUGGAGGGACGGCGACAGAAUGUCUGCUGGAUCUGGACAGCAGUAACUCCAACACAGUGGUUCAGUCAAACCCCAAUGCAGACCUUCUUUGGGGAGACUUCUCAGCUCCUGCAAGCUCUGGUCCCCCUGCAGCCCAGCCUCAGAGCACCACAAACUGGAUCCAGUUUUGAUUGGCUGUGCCCCAAACCCGACAGGUGCAUCAUGCUGAGAGGAACACCUGGAGAGUGGCCACACGUCCUCUUUAUCGCUCUCUCAGAUCCUCUUAAGCAGCGUGUUGAAGCCAUCAAAUACGAGCCAUCUUCAGCAAUGUUUAAGGGCUACGUGCGCUUUGUGUUCGUCUGAGCGGAGCUUUGUAUUUCACACCGUGCCCCCGCCUCACUGUCACCCCCCAACCCCGCAGCCGCGGUGGCAUUUCAUGUGGAGAAAGCUUUUGUUUCAUGCAGCCUGUUGCUAUUAUGGUGUGAAAAAGAAGAAAAAGCACUUUUCAAGCUAAAAGAUUCUGUUUACAAAUAUUUUUUUUAUACAGGGUAUUUUUUUGUUGCUAGUAUCAUAAGAAAAAAUCCAUAUAAAUGUCUUUAUUUUGCAUAAAUUUUAAAGCAUUCCUGAAUAAGAAAGUUUCUAGGAGGAGUUGAAUGUUGCAUCUUAUUUACUGAAAGAUCUUUACUGAGAUUUUGAAUGUGUUGACGCCACUGAAGGGAUUCUUCACCUUCGUGCUGAUUAAAUAGACGAGAUUAUUCCAUGUAUUUUUGCUGUGAUCAAAUAACAUGAACUGUGUUUAUCUGUUAGUUUUUAAGACGAUUGAUGACGACAUGUUAGUGAAUGUUUGCUUUACAACAGUAUUUUGUCUUAUUUUUCUCUCAUUCUGCUUCGACUGUAAAAUCAAAGGACUAACAAGAAUAAUUUACUGAAAAGACAAUAAAACCUUUCAGUGGGUUUA